Messenger RNA from Rubroshorea leprosula, 613 nucleotides. Lineage: Eukaryota; Viridiplantae; Streptophyta; Magnoliopsida; Malvales; Dipterocarpaceae. The record is from the annotation of a GenBank genome assembly.
ACCAUUAAUAUGUACAAAUUCUCAAAUAAAUUCCAAAUGGGUAUGGGCUAAAUCAACUCAAAAAUGUCUCUUGGGACAAGAAAUAAACAGUUUGUAUACAAGUUCAGAGAAUAGGGAUGUGUGCUGGUGCCGUGUACCUUGAAUCUGGGUUGAAUAUGUUGGGUCCUUCUUCACUGUAUGCCAUCUCAGGAACAGCCUUAGCUGGAAAAGAACAACCACAUUGGAUGGAGGCAGAGAUUUGUCUGAGAUCAGAGAGAUCAAGAGAAACAAUGGAUAAGGAAAGGGUUUGGAGUUUCCCGGCAGAGGAUCUUGAGUUUGAUGCAGGCGAGAUCCAGGAUGGGGAAAUUGAAAACAGAAUUAAAUUACAGAGCCUGACAUUGUUCCUCUGUCCUUUCUUGUUCUUGUUUGGUUCUCCUUCUCUCUUUUGCGGGUCUUCGUCGUUAUUGCAUGACUGAUAUUUGGGCUUCUUUCCUGCCUAAGUGCUAUUACAAACCCCCUUUUUAAGCCAAUUUUUUGGGUAUGGUUAUCGCUAGCCAUCCAGAUUUUAUUUAAUUUAUUUGUAAUUGAUAUUUAUUAAUUUAUAAGUUUUUAAAAAUAAUUAGUUAAAUGUGAA